CGCUGACAUAAGUUUAUGAAAGAUUUUUGCAGAAAAAGUAUUAAAUAUCGCAUCGUAUUGUGGCUAAUGACUUUCAUUUGAAUUGAAUUAUGUUGUGAAAUGUAACUAUGUGUAAUUAAAAGGAAGAUUGACAGUCAUGUCAGAAGAUCAUGGCUCUGAUUAUACCGAAAGUGAAAAAAUUGAUAAAGACGUACAAAAAGGUGCGAGUAACGAUACCGAGGAGGUUGCGGCGUGUGAUGGCGUGGACGAAGAAAGACCAUCAAGUGCCAUUACAAGUGAUGAUAGUGCUAUAAAUAACAAAGAGAUUGUCAGUAGUAAUAUCGAUGAAAAAGAAUCGGAAUAUAGUGCCAAUGAUAGCAAACAUGCCAAACUUAAUUGGACUUUAAACAGAAGAGAGUUCACUGUGAAAUGGAGUUUGCCACGGGAGUUUACAACUGCGAAGGAUUACAUCGCAUUAUGUCUCGCAGAAUCGGUGGACACUUCUGGCGUCGUCGAGCGCGUGCCGGCGACCGGAUGCGCCAGCGGCGACAUAAUGUGGCUUCUUGAUGAGCCUAAUCAACCUUACGAAGAUUGUGAGCAGUUGCUCUGCUUUCGGUAUUAUAAUGGCGAGGGCGAGGAAUGCGUUGCAGAAUCUCCAACAUUGCCAGCAAGGUUCAAGGUUGAUCUCAAGAAGUUGCCUUCAAGACUUAAAGAAGGCAUAUCUCGAAAAAGGAGUGGCGACCAGGUCUCUCCCUUUUCCUACAACAACGAGAGUUUUGAAAUGAACUCGGAAAAUCCUCUUAGAGUCGAGUUUGUUCCAGGCGCCAAUCAUGACAUUAAGCAUCUCAGCGAUAAUGUUAAUAAAUGCUCAAUUAGUGUUUUAGAAAGUAACGGGAACAAUUUUAAUCUCGAACAAACAAAAUGUGAUGCUAGUGAAUCUCUAGUUAGUAAUUUUAGUAAAGAAUCUCAUUCUGUAAAUAGUGAAUCUCAAAAUGUUAUGGAAUGCAAGCCUACGUCUUCUGGAGUUAAAAAGAAAUGUCCGCCUCCUGUUGACACCGGUGGAGGCCAAGCCUUCAAUGGUGUUAAGAAGAAGACCAAAGGAAAUGGCGGCUUCGAAUCUCCUACUUCUCCGGGUACUGAGUAUUAUAAAAUAUGGUCACCAAAGAAUCCAUGCAAAAUUAUGAAAUUUGUUUACGAUGUUGAAGGUGCUAGCAUGCCCAGUGAGGCAGAAAAAUCGCCAGUGCCUCCGUUACCCCCAAGACAAUCACACAAACCGCUUGAAAGAAUGCAUGCAUUUUCUCCGCCUCAGGUACCUAGACAUCGAAAACCAAAAAAACUCACAAAACCAGAAGACACUUUUACCUUUGAAUUAAUAGACAUAGAUGAGCAAUUUUUUACCGAUAAUAAUAUUACAAACUCGGCCGUUUUACAAGGUGAAAUUAAUGAUUUCAAACCAGGAGAAUUCUAUUGUGGUAAUCAAGUAGCGAUGUCUGCAACUACUAGUUUUUGGAGAGGAGGUCCAAAUGUUGCACCAUUAGCAACACCCGAAACUGAUGGCAGCUUAUGUGAAUCUACAGUUUCCUCCAUGAAGUUAUGUAGGUUAAUCGAGGGAAAGAAAUCUAAAGAUGUACCUGACGGUUCGCCGAGUGUUAGUAAUAAAAAUAAUGUGAUGUUUAUAAAAGAUAUAGGACCUGAUAAUUACAUUACUACGACGUUCGCAAGGAAAGAAAAAGCAAGCCCGCCCUUGGAUGUCGCUACAAAUAUAACUCCAAACCAUGCUAAGUCAGAAGAAAAAGCUCAAAACUCAUUCUUGAACGACAUUAGUAAUCAUUCAGAAUUUGAGGAUGACAACAGGAAUCAAAUUGAGGAGAAAGAAAUCACGGUAAAAGGUCACAAACCCUUGACGCGGCAAAGUUCUGUACGUGCCAACACACCAACGAUGAUGACUGCUUUUCUGAAUUCUUCACACAUUGAUGUGCCGAAUAGAGAAACCGAUAACAAUAGUUCUAACGCACCUAGUUCAUGCAACUCUUCUCAUUCAUCUUCACCGGUAGAAGAAUCAAGUAAAAUAUUACCGACCAUGGGUACCAUGCUGAUGAAUAGGAAGGACUCGUGUGAUAGUUCAACGCCGAAACAUUCCAGCUUACCUAGGCAUUUGUUGAAGAAUUUGGGUUGUCAGAGUACGCCUAAGCAUUCUCCACAUAAAACGUUAGCUAAAAAUAACCCAGAGAGUCCAAUGAGACCUCAUCCUAGAGUACUGACGAGGGUAGCUGCAUUAGCUGGAGCCGGUGUGAAUGUACCGCAGUGUCCGCCGACACCCACGCACCAUGCGCGGAGACCUCGUCCCAUACCUCCCGCAGACCUCCACCCUCCACCGAUACAAAAUUCCGAAAGCAGAUUACACGACAACUUUGAGAUGGUCGAAUUUACAAACGAGUUGCGGACGUCGGAGAUAAGAUCACCGAAUCUGGAAUUCGUCAAUAGCAACCACUUUACAAUAGUGCAUGCGGGUCCUCCUGACGAUGUGAUCUUUAGGAGGCCUAGGCCGGUCGAAGAUAGUGACGAUAAUGACAAUGCUGUCGCGUCACCUACUCCCCUGAGACAUAUGGCCGGAAUACGACUCCCGUCGAUACCUGAAAGAGCGUCGAGACAGAUGGCUCUGACUGGCGACUUCCCUGCGAAUAUGAUCGGUGGUAUAAUCGAAUGUGAAGAACCUUUACCUGCAGGAUGGGAAGCGCGAAUGGACAGCCACGGACGAGUGUUUUACAUUGACCACAUAAAUAGAACGACCACGUGGCAGAGGCCUGGAGCUAAUGGCACGGCCCCAAGAUCCCCUGCUCCCGAAGUCCAGAGGAGACAACUAGACCGAAGAUACCAGUCGAUUCGUCGCACGAUGACGCGCACGCAACUGGAGGAGGCGCCGCCCGCACCAUCGCCCGCACCCGCGCCCGCCACCAGCGCCGGCCCCUCCGCCCCGCACGCGCCGCACCCCGCCGCUGCCUUCCUGGCGCGCCCCGACUUCUAUAACGUGCUGCACAUGAACCAGGAAGCGUCAGCGCUGUACAACUGCAACUCCACGCUGAAGCACAUGAUAUCUAAAAUCCGUCGGGACACGGCGUCGUUCGAGCGGUACCAACACAACCGCGACCUCGUGGCGCUCGUCAAUAUGUUCAGCGACGCCGCCAGGGACCUGCCGCUCGGGUGGGACACCAAGCUGGACAGGAAUGGGAAGGCUCCUACUCCUCCACCCAGGCCACCCGUGACGGUUUCGGAUGUACAGACGCUCAACACCCAGCAAGAAAUACCCGUAGCAUAUAAUGAUAAGGUAGUGGCUUUCCUAAGGCAGCCGAACAUAAUGUCAAUACUGCGGGAACGUUGCGGAGGCUGCGGGAGUGCAUUACGGGACAAGGUGAGCGCCGUGCGAGUGGAGGGGGCGCCCGCACUCGCCCGCUACCAGAACGACCUGCAGCUGACCUGCAUGCUCAGGUAA
Chilo suppressalis (striped riceborer) is the source of this 3469-nucleotide messenger RNA. The record is from the annotation of a GenBank genome assembly. NCBI's taxonomy places the organism in Eukaryota, Metazoa, Arthropoda, Insecta, Lepidoptera, Crambidae.